UUUAUCCUAUUAUCCUGGCGUGGUGCCUAACACUGGGUGUUGCUGCUCGUUCUCCUUGCCGCAAUCUCGGCUGGAGGAAUUGCACUUCUCUUCCGUGGCAUUGGAUUCCACACCGCUGGAUCGGCCUGGGAUGGAGCAGCAAUGGUGCUGGGGUUUCACUUCCAGGCGCCCCCAAACAGCAGCAUCAGGAUGAUCAGUCCAAACGCCCCGGUGUUCUGCCGCGGAUUCUACCAUCUCUUCUACCGAUUCACCACUCCAUCGUCGUCCAAGAGCAAGAACCAGAGCUCCUGGGGCCACGCCAUCGCCAAGGACCUCCUCCACUGGCCACGGCGCUGGAUCCCAGGCCAGAGAGGGCCCCGUAAUCCUCUACACUGGAAUCUCCAGCGAUGGCGCCACCACACAGAAUGCCGCUGUCCCGGUCGAUCCAGGCGACGCCAUGCUCAAGCACUGGAAGAAGAUCGCCCAAAACCCCCUCAUUCCAGCAGGAGGAGGGAUGGCGAUGAGAGAUCCAAGCAGCGCGUGGAGGGAUUCUUCUUGGCGGAUCCUUCUUGGCGGCGAGAAUGCCAGCAAUGGCGUUGGAUUCGUCUACUGGAGCAACGAUUUCCUGGACGGGGAGUGGAAGAGGCUGGAGACACCACUGCUGCGAAUGGCAGGAGCUGGGAUUUUGGAAUCUCCAGAUUUCUUCCAGGUUCCAUGGGCAGGAUUUGCAUCUCGUUGCUUUUAGCAAGGCCAGACUUUUUCGUGGAGUGGCUGCGCAGGAGCAGCGAGCUCGUUCUUGAGCUGGUGAAAGUGCUCCUCACACUCAUGGUGGCGGGUAUCAGAGGUAAACUUUUGGAGUGCUUACAGUCUCCCGUUUUGGACGUGCUGCCUUGGGAGAUCAAGCAGAAGUUUGAUCUACGUCCGAAGUUCUGGAAAAAGACCUGUUGGAGCUCAUGGCGAUCACAGGUGAUCCUUUCCUCGUCUUGACGCGUCGAAGCGGUGGUCACGAUAAUGUACCGCGAAGUGUUGGCAUCGAGCCUUCUGCCGGAGUUUUCAGCUCGAAGGGUUUGCAAGCCACGAGCUGUGAGCGGACAGGGAACUGGUCGAAAAAAGAGGAGGCACUGGUUGAGUUGCGAGCAAGUAUGAAAGGAAAGAAGAAGGAAAACGAGUACCGAGGCGAGGCGAAGUCAGUGUUUAGCUCACUCGGCUUGAAAGACGGCAACUCUUACGUUCGAGCUUUCCUCACCACGGCGUGCCCGCUGUUUUAUAUCCUUUUUCUUUCCAUUCUUUUGGCAACUCUUUCUUUCCUGCAGGCCUCCGCGGACGAUUUUCUAGUCGACUUGAGCUCCGCGAUAGAAAUAAUGAAAAUGGGACUCGGUAUCAGGCCAAAGCAAGAAAAAGCCCGGUGUUUGCUUCAAAACAUGAUCCUGUUCCAAGACAAGCUCGAGUGCAUGACAGCGCUUCUAAAUCCCAGGGACGCCAGACACGAGCUCCUCGACUUGGCUGUUCUGCAAAAAUCAGUCCAAGCACUGCGAGAGGAGCUCGAGAAAGGGAAGGAACUUCUGGGCGACCACGUCAAAAGGCUGCUAAGCAAUCGCUGGGACUUGCGAGAGUGGCAAUAAGCUUGAUCUCAUGUAGAUAGUACCAUAGAGCGAACUCCGUAAAAUAGAGAAAACGUUAAUAGCAAACAACUAUAAGCAACAGAAACCUUAGCGAUACUUGAAAAAAAUAUUAACUUAGCCACAGUUAAAAUCA
Molecule: messenger RNA, 1734 nt
Organism: Selaginella moellendorffii
Lineage: Eukaryota; Viridiplantae; Streptophyta; Lycopodiopsida; Selaginellales; Selaginellaceae
Exons: 3
Coding region: 933-1601 (222 amino acids)
Source: RefSeq, a predicted model, not a curated record